GGAAAAUAAAAUAAGAGCCGUUGCGUGACCCCUUGCGAGAUAUCGUCAGCCCAUGCAACGAGGAAAUACCCGACUGGAAUUUCUUUGACCUAGCCGAUACGCCUCCUCCAUCUCCUCAACCCAAACUUCUCCUGCUGCCCCUUUGAGCUUUCGGAGAUACUUGUCGUAGUUUUCGAUCGAUCACGCGUUCGUCUUUCUACCGCAGACACAGGCACGGCUAGGUCAACCAUCUUGAAUUCGAUCAAGCACCAGCUUGUUGGCGACGGCGUCUACCCGCAUCCAUAAUCCUUAAACCCCCCUCAGUGAGACUAGCAUUGUACGAAGCGAUUCCUCGAAGCUCAAGAAGCUUGAGACUUGGAGCUUGGGCCACCUUGCGACGUUUCUGCGACCGACCACGACCGACCGAUUCCUGCCACGUACCGACUAGAUCAUCAUCAUGUUGAGGACAGGGUACGGAGCUGCCGAGACCCUCCUUAGAGGAGGCGCCAUCUUCCGGGGGGUUUUCAGGGACACCACAGUGGCUCGGACAUGGGCGCAGCAUAUCUCUAUCAAGAGCGCAGCGACACCACGGUUCCAGUACGCGAGCUUGUCGGCCAGAAUCAGACAGGCAUCGAAAGCCGGGCAGCCCAAGCAGUUUACCACGUCGUCAAGACGCCCAUUCCAGUCGUCGAGGCCGCGCCGGUCUGACAAGUCGUCGGAGAACGAGGGAGCCAAGGAGAAGGCCAAGGCCAAGGAGAAGGAGCCCGAGCCGACCGGAUUUAGCGCCAAGAUGAAGAAGCUGUCCAAGGAGUACGGCUGGACUGCUGUCGGAGUCUAUCUCGCUCUCAGCGUGCUAGACUUCCCUUUCUGCUUCCUGCUCGUGCGCACCGUCGGCACCGAGAAGAUUGCCCACAUCGAGCAUGUCGUCGUGUCAUGGUUUCAAAAAGUCAUUCCCCAGAAUGUCCAAGACUUCUGGCACAAAUAUCGGACGGCUUACAAGGAUAACAAGCGGGAACGCACUGGCGAGGAGCCUGAGGUCGGAUGGGGUGUUGAGGCCGCCGAGGAGCGGAGCAAGCAAGCUGGAGCCAGCUUGGCCACCCAGCUUGCUCUGGCGUAUGCGAUUCACAAGAGCUUCAUCUUUAUCAGAGUCCCUCUGACGGCUGCUAUCCUUCCCAAGGUCGUCAAGGUUCUCAGGUCUUGGGGCUACCAGAUCGGCACAAAGAAGGUGAAGACCGUUGUCAAGAAGCCUUGAAAGAAAAGAGUGCUUACCUUGCCUUGGAUACCCUGUUUUGACUGCUCAAUCUUUCCUUCAUGUUCAUCUUUCAGUUGUAUAUCCCUUGUUUGGAGGCUGGCGUUCCGUAGGUGGUGGUUGCAUUGCACAUAAAUAAGAAUCCCCUUUCUCAUAAUCCAGACAACACCAUACUGAACCUUGCAUUGUAGUACUUCUACACGCUUAGGUCACUACUUACCCGUUGGAGAAACGAGGUAGACAGUAUGUUGUUUGGAAUUCUACAUGCCACCAUGUUGUUUAGAUUGUCACAUUGUGUAUCGCUCGUUGUAUCCAUACACUGCAGCCGCAACUGACAACGGUCGAUCAUAUGCGAGAAGCGCACGGACCAGACACGAGCAUCAACACCACCUCAUGCACGCAAUUUACAUGGCUUUUCAUCCCCUC
Molecule: messenger RNA, 1654 nt
Organism: Neurospora crassa OR74A
Lineage: Eukaryota; Fungi; Ascomycota; Sordariomycetes; Sordariales; Sordariaceae
Exons: 3
Coding region: 437-1231 (264 amino acids)
Cellular component (GO): mitochondrion
Source: RefSeq, a predicted model, not a curated record